Messenger RNA from Linum tenue, 607 nucleotides. Lineage: Eukaryota; Viridiplantae; Streptophyta; Magnoliopsida; Malpighiales; Linaceae. The record is from the annotation of a GenBank genome assembly.
AAAAGACAGAGUGAGUCUUUUCUACGCUCCCUGAUGGCGGAAGGAAACAACACGCUUCUUCUGCUGGCUCUGCUCUUCUCGGCGACCAUACUGGAUCAACAACGUUUCGCUACUGCCGCCAGAGAUGUCGCUCUGCAGCUCGAAAAGGCGGCGACCGCCGCCGCCGGUCUCCAUUACGAGGAACCACCACCGCCGAAGGCCCUUGAAUUAGCCGGAGCCGGUCUAAAUUACGAGGAACCGCCGCCGCCGAAACCCCUUGAAUUAGCCGGAGCCGGUCUGCAUUACGAGGAACCACCGCCGCCGAAGGCACUUGAAUUAGCCGGCGCCGGUCUGCAUUACGAGGAACCGCCGCCGCCGAAGGCCCUUGAAUUAGCCGGCGCCGGUCUGCAUUACGAGGAACCGCCGCCGCCGAAGGCCCUUGAAUUAGCCGGCGCCGGUCUGCAUUACGAGGAACCGCCGCCGCCGAAGGCCCUUGACUUAGCCGGCGUCGGUCUGCAUUAUGAGGAACCACCGCCGCCGAAGGCCCUUUAAUAAGCUUGUCAGUCGUAGCAAAAGAUUGCUGAUAAUAUAGAUACAUGAAUGCGUAACCAUGAAUAAAGAGCUGAAU